This is a messenger RNA of Rosa chinensis, 894 nucleotides long. Its product is annotated as zinc finger BED domain-containing protein RICESLEEPER 1-like. The record is from RefSeq and is a predicted model, not a curated record. Gene Ontology annotation, molecular function: protein dimerization activity; DNA binding. The coding region runs from base 1 to 894 and encodes 297 amino acids. The transcript is spliced from 3 exons. Lineage: Eukaryota; Viridiplantae; Streptophyta; Magnoliopsida; Rosales; Rosaceae.
AUGGGAAAAAUCUUGGAGAAGUGUUUGAUUGAUUGGUCAAUAGAUAAGGUUUUAACAAUUUCUGUUGACAAUGCCUCUGCCAAUAAGCAAGCCAUUGAUUACCUUAGGAAGAAAAUGUGCAAUUGGGACACAAAACCAAUUUGUGGAGAUUGGGACAAUGCAGCAGUUUUUGUGAAGUUCUUGAAAGUCUUCUACGAUGUGACCCUUAAUGUUAGUGCUUCACUUACCCCCACUGCACACAAGGCAUUCCAUGAUAUUGUUACUAUUGAAGCAGAGCUUCAAGAUCUCAGUUCUAUUGGGGUAGGGCCUGAUUCAAGUGAAGCAGACAACGUCUUGUACAACAUGGCAGUCAAGAUGAAGGCCAAAUAUUCCAAGUAUUUUGGGAACUUAGAUGACCUGAACCAACUCUUCCUAGUUGCUUUGGUCUUAGAUCCUAGGUAUAAAUUGAGGAACAUUAGUUGGUUGUGUGAUACAAUGUUGAAUUUGUGUGAUUGGGAGAUCAAGAAGAAAUGUGAUGACGUAAAGCAGCUUGUGGUAGACUUGUGUGACUUGUAUGGGCAGUCUAAUGGUUCACAUAGUAGACAGACCAAGACCAAGGGUAAAGAUCCAAGUACUAGUGCAACAGGUACUAGUAAGAGUAGAAGCAAAGCAAGGAUUCUUAGUGGGAAGAGGGCUGUUAUGCAAGAAGACUGGAAUAGGCAGCUUGAACAGAAUAACGAUGUUGUGGUGGGACAUGAAGUUGAUAGAUAUUUGCUGGACCCUAUAGAAAAACCGGCUGAAAAUGAUGAUUGGAAGAUUUUGGAUUGGUGGAAGCUGAAUGGAGGUAAAUAUCCCAACUUGCAAUCAUUGGCUAGAGAUAUAUUAGCCAUACAAGUGUCAACAGUUGCGAGCUGA